CACCGCAGCAGACUUUGACCAGACGACGGCUGACCCGUCUCGCCCCCGGCUCCCCAUCGCACCAGCCACAGCCCGCUUAGGCGCAGCCGUGCAAGCGCCGCCCGCGCCGUUCAACCCCCGUGCCCGUCCGCCGUAGACCUGCCGCCCGCACGCGCGCGUUGAACCCUCCUCCCGAGUUCGCACCCCCGCUCGGCGGAACCCUUUUUAUCAUCUCCCUCUCAAUUCCCAGCACCAUCGCUCCCCUUCCGACUCCGCUACCGGAUCAAUCCACUCCACCCGACUCCUCCAUGGACCUCCCCAAGCCGCCGUCCACGGCCGCCUCGUCGGCGGGGUCGGAGGCGCCGAACCCGCACGCCUUCACCUGCGAGCUCCCGCACUCGAUCUACGCGCUCGCCUUCUCCCCCACCGCGCCCGUCCUCGCCUCCGGCAGCUUCCUCGAGGACCUCCACAACCGCGUCUCCCUCCUCUCCUUCGACCCCGCCCGCCCCUCCGCCGCCUCCUUCCGCGCCCUCCCGGCCCUCUCCUUCGACCACCCCUACCCGCCCACCAAGCUCCAGUUCAACCCUCGCCCCGCCGCGCCCUCCCUCCUCGCCUCCUCCGCCGACACGCUCCGCAUCUGGAGCGCCCCGCUCGACGACCUCUCCGCCUCCGCCCCGCCGCCCGAGCUCCGCUCCGUCCUCGACAACCGCAAGGCCUCCUCCGAGUUCUCCGCGCCCCUCACCUCCUUCGACUGGAACGAGGCCGAGCCCCGCCGCAUCGGGACCGCUUCUAUCGACACCACCUGCACCGUCUGGGACAUCGACCGCGGCGUCGUCGAGACGCAGCUCAUCGCGCACGACAAGGCCGUGCACGACAUCGCCUGGGGCGAAGCCGGGGUCUUCGCAUCCGUUUCCGCCGACGGCUCCGUCCGCGUCUUCGACCUACGGGACAAGGAGCACUCCACCAUCGUCUAUGAGAGCCCACGCCCAGACACGCCGCUCCUCAGGCUGGCGUGGAACCGCUUCGACCUCCGCUACAUGGCCGCGCUGCUUAUGGACAGCAGCGCCGUCGUCGUGCUCGACAUACGCGCUCCUGGGGUGCCUGUGGCCGAGCUGCAUCGGCACCGGGCCUGCGCCAACGCGGUGGCGUGGGCGCCACAGGCCAGCAGGCAUCUCUGUUCGGCUGGGGACGACGGGCAGGCAAUGAUAUGGGAGCUUCCCGAAACGGCGCCGGCACCGGCGCCAGCAGCAGCUGUGCCUGCCGAGGGGAUUGAUCCUGUGCUAGUGUAUGAUGCAGGCGCCGAGAUAAACCAGCUUCAGUGGUCGGCCGCCCACCCAGACUGGAUGGCCAUCGCAUUUGAGAACAAGGUCCAGCUUCUCAGGGUCUGAUAAGAACUACUCUGAAGAAAGCUCAAUUCUGUGGAGGUGGAACCAUCAGCCUUAUAUGCAGCUUGUGCUGGCAGACCUGUUGACAUGUUUGGUACACCAUUAACACCGGAAUCAGCCAUUCUACUAAGCUAUGGCAAUAGUUUCUGUUUCAGGAAGCCACCUAUUUGGCCAGCAAGGAACGAACCUGCUGUCUUAAAUCUCAGCAAAAGCUACAUGAGUUUCCUGUGAAGUAGAAAUAUAGGGCUGCAUUUAUCUCUGAACUUCCUGUGAAUGUAGAAAUAUAGAGCUGGAUUUGUCUGUCUCUGAACUUACCUGUUAAUGUAGAAAUAUAGAGCUUCUAGCUUUGACGUACUGCAGCACUGGUUCCUGAAUGGACUAGAAAAUCAUUUGCCUUUAAAGAAAUCCCUUGUGUUAUAUGAUUACACAGAUCAGGUUGUAUAUACUAUCUAGUAGUUAUCUUUAUUUUUAAUUAUUAUUCAGGUAUGUAAGACCUUCCAAUUAUGUUAUGAAAAAAAAAGGUUCCUAAGUAAA
This is a messenger RNA of Setaria italica (foxtail millet), 1898 nucleotides long. Its product is annotated as protein TRANSPARENT TESTA GLABRA 1. NCBI's taxonomy places the organism in Eukaryota, Viridiplantae, Streptophyta, Magnoliopsida, Poales, Poaceae. Gene Ontology annotation, cellular component: nucleus. Gene Ontology annotation, molecular function: protein binding. The transcript has 2 exons. Bases 288 to 1367 code for a protein of 359 amino acids. The record is from RefSeq and is a predicted model, not a curated record.